Messenger RNA from Chenopodium quinoa (quinoa), 2087 nucleotides. Its product is annotated as sodium transporter HKT1-like. Gene Ontology annotation, cellular component: plasma membrane. NCBI's taxonomy places the organism in Eukaryota, Viridiplantae, Streptophyta, Magnoliopsida, Caryophyllales, Amaranthaceae. Bases 20 to 1639 code for a protein of 539 amino acids. Gene Ontology annotation, biological process: monoatomic cation transport; transmembrane transport. Gene Ontology annotation, molecular function: monoatomic cation transmembrane transporter activity. The record is from RefSeq and is a predicted model, not a curated record. The transcript has 3 exons.
CUAAAUCAAUAUCUAAAAGAUGUUGAGAUUUAACUUUCUAGUGGAAAAAUUUAAACAUUUUUAUAGUUUUCUAUACCUAGGUUUUGUCUAUCUAAUUACAUCCAUAUAUUGGAUAUCCUCAAGAAUCCAUGAUUUUAUUAUCUCUCAUGUUACCCAUUUUUUUAUUGAGGUAAGUUACUUCAUUAUUGCAUCAAGUUUUGGGUUCUUGGUUUUAAAAAGUCUUACCUCCAAAACAACCAACCCUAACGCGACAGAAGAUCUAGAUUUGGUCUUCACCUCAGUAUCAGCCAUAACGGUUUCUAGUAUGUCUACAAUGGAAAUGGAGGUAUUUACGAAUUCACAACUAAUUGUUAUUACGAUUUUAAUGUUCAUAGGAGGUGAAGUAUUUACCUCCAUGGUUGGUCUCCAUUUUUCGGCCUCCAAACUCAAAUAUACACCCUCUCAUGUAAGAAGUAGAGUCAAUUCGGUGGCUAGCCUUCCACUCCCACCCGAAAGCUUUGAGUUAGGAGUCAUUGUACAACCAUCAUUACCUCAAGAAACUUCAACCAUGGAGAAAACAAAAUCAGAAAUAGAUUUUCUCAUAAAAUCCAAGUCAGUUAGGGUUCUAGGUUUCAUAGUUUUAGCUUAUUUACUCUUAGUUCAUGUCCUAGGAAUUUCUAUGGUACUUAUUUACGUCAAUGUUAUUUCAAGUGCCAAAAAUGUUCUUGAGAAAAAAGACCUUAAAAAAUUUACCUUUUCAAUUUUUACUAUAGUCUCAACUUUUGCAAGUUGUGGAUUCAUUCCUACAAAUGAAAACAUGCAAGUUUUUAGCCAAAAUUCCGGUCUUUUAUUGAUACUAAUCCCUCAAAUUCUCCUUGGAAACACUCUAUUCCCAUCUUUUCUUCGAUUUUUGAUUUGGGUUUUAAGCAAGAUUGGUAAAAAAGACGAGGCCAAGUAUUUGAUGAGAAAUUCAAAAGAUAUCGGAUUCCAUCACUUGCUUCCUAGCAAGCACUGUAAACUUUUAGUAGUAACAGUUUUGGGAUUUAUAUGCGUGCAAUUUAUAUUAUUUUGUGCUAUGGAAUGGGGUUUUGAUGGAUUAAAUGGCCUUAAUAUUUAUCAAAAAUUAGUGGGGAUUUUAUUCGUGUGUAUAAAUUCAAGGCAUACAGGUGAAAGCAUUGUUGAUCUAUCGAAAAUUGCCCCAGCAAUUCUGGUGUUGUUCGUCGUUAUGAUGUAUCUUCCCCCUUAUACUUCAUUUCUGCCAAAGAAAGAUGAGGAAGGAAAAUUUGCCCAAAUACUAUGUAAAGAAGAAAAGAAGAAUAGAAAGAUUUUGAAGAAUAUUAUAUUCUCUCAACUCAGCUACCUUGCCUUAUUCAUCAUCAUCAUUUGUAUUACCGAGAGGCAAAAGAUGAUUGAUGAUCCACUCAAUUUCAACGUUUUCAACAUCACAUUUGAAGUUAUUAGUGCGUAUGGCAAUGUUGGGUUCUCAACAGGGUACAGCUGUAGUAAGCAAUUGAAAGCUGAUCCAAAUUGUGUAAACAAAACGUAUGGAUUUGCUGGGAGUUUUAGUGAUCAAGGGAAAUUGAUUCUAAUUAUUGUCAUGUUUUUUGGAAGACUCAAGAAAUUUAGCUUGAAAGGAGGCAAAGCAUGGAAGCUUCUCUAACCCUAUCGAAAAAUUCUUAAUUCCUCCCGAUAUAUUACUACUUACUCAUAAAAGAGAUAUUCCGUAACACUUUAGAAUCAAUCUAUGUGAGUAUGGAGUACAAUAUCGGGUGGAGUUGCGAAUUUUUUUUAUAAGUCAAAAAAAAAAAAAAAAAAAAAAAAACCUUGGUGUAUGAUAUAAGUUUGAACCUAUUAAUGUUCUCUAUAAGAUAAACUGAAGCCUUAGCGCGCAAAGGCACGUGCACAAAAUAAAGUCCCGGAGAAGGCGAAUGUUAAAUUCUCGAAAAGUCCAAGUACCCUUUUAUUCAGCCUAAAGCUGGUGUGUUAUGAUUUCCUAGUCUUAAGCAUUGAGAUACUGAAGGGAGAAUGUGAGGGUUGUAAGAGUCUGUUGCAUUUUGGCACUACCAUGUUGUACUAUACAAGCAAUCAAUUAAGUUGUACAGUUUUCA